AUCUCAGCCUUCCCCCAUCUCAUUUAUCUUCCUUCCCCACCUUCCAUUCUCACUCCCCCAAUCUCUCUCUUCUCUUUCUCUCUCUCUCUCUCUCUGAAAACUGCAGAAGCCAUCAGAACUAGUUUAGAACGAAUUAAAAAAGAUGUUGUUAGGGAAGCGUCCCCGCCCUCCGAUGAGGAGGACAACAAGCAUGACUGGGAUCACCGUUGAUCUGAACAACGUGGAAGGCGAGGAACCGACGGAUGUGCAUGCAGCAGCAGCAGCAGCAGCAGCGAUGGUGGUGGGCCCACAACCAGGGCCCGCGGGCGCCCACUUGGCUUCAGGCCGUGACAUCUACAUGUAUAGGGGAGACACCGCAUUUUGUAGCCUAGAAUGCAGAGAGCAACAGAUGAAGCAAGAUGAGAGAGUAGAGAAGUGUAAGGCCGCGUCCUCAAAGAAGGACGACCGCCACGCCUCGCGAUCCACCUCGACAAACUCCAAGGCUUCCGGUAAGAGCCAGACGGUGGCUGCCGCCUAAUUAAACAACAAAUGAUGAAGCCAGAAUGUUGGAAGAUUAUCAAACGUCAGUUACACAAUAUUGCACUGCUGGUGCAACCCCCUUUUUCCUCAAUUGCCCCCCCCCAUUGACGUUAUUUACAUAAUAGUACAACAGGGUGUGUUGCUAGCUACGAUCGCUAGCUGAUGAAUGUAUGAUUAUGUAAAGUUAAUUGUAAAAGGUCGGUGGAGUGCAUUUGUUUUAUGGAUUCAAA
Messenger RNA from Prunus mume (Japanese apricot), 749 nucleotides. Its product is annotated as FCS-Like Zinc finger 5. NCBI's taxonomy places the organism in Eukaryota, Viridiplantae, Streptophyta, Magnoliopsida, Rosales, Rosaceae. The record is from RefSeq and is a predicted model, not a curated record.